This is a messenger RNA of Diplodia corticola, 666 nucleotides long. Its product is annotated as iron-sulfur cluster assembly 2 like mitochondrial. Gene Ontology annotation, biological process: iron-sulfur cluster assembly. NCBI's taxonomy places the organism in Eukaryota, Fungi, Ascomycota, Dothideomycetes, Botryosphaeriales, Botryosphaeriaceae. The record is from RefSeq and is a predicted model, not a curated record. Gene Ontology annotation, cellular component: mitochondrion. The transcript is spliced from 2 exons. Gene Ontology annotation, molecular function: 2 iron, 2 sulfur cluster binding; 4 iron, 4 sulfur cluster binding; iron ion binding. Bases 1 to 666 code for a protein of 221 amino acids.
AUGGCGUCCGCUCCUACAAUCUGCUCUUCCUGCCUGCGCUCCAUGCAGUCCGCAGCUCGUGCCCGCCCGGCCACCGUGCGACAGGCCAUCGGUACCGCCCGCCGCAGCUUCGCCGUCUCCUCCACGUCCGCCACUGCUCCGCCGACACCACUCCGCGACUUCCUCACGCCCUCGACACGUCCUGGAUACGCGACAUGGUCACGGCAGACCGCGCGACUGCGACCGGUGGAUCGGAGUGUUGGUGUUCGCACCUUCGCCUCCCUGGCGUCGCGGCGCGCAGCAGUCCUGAAUCCGCGGAUAGACGAGGAUGGCAACGAGAUGGAGGUGGGCAUCACGCCGCGCGCAGCUCAUCGCCUCAAGCAAAUCAUGGCCCAAGACAAGAACCCCAACCUCCUACUACGGGUUACCGUCGAGUCCGGCGGUUGCCACGGCUUCCAAUACCUAAUGUCCUUGACCGAAAUGUCCGAGGUUUCGCAGGAGGAAGACACGGUGUUUGAAGGUGCCGACGGGGCGAAGAUUGUGUUGGACGAGCCGAGUCUGGAACUGCUCAAGGGAAGCAAGGUGGACUACACCAUGGAGUUGAUUGGAAGCCAGUUCAAGAUUGUGGACAAUCCUGCAGCGAGCAGCAGCUGCGGAUGUGGGACGAGUUUCGAUGUCAAGAUGUAG